CUUCGUACUGACCCCUCUACAGAACUUCAAGACUUGCCCCGGGAAGUCUUUGCUGUUGAUCCGACCAGUAUAUGUCAAACUCCAAACACAGAGGUUCUCUACAGGUGCAGGAAAUGCAGGCGCGCUCUGUUCCGUAGUUCCAGCAUUUUGUCCCACACGGAAGGAAUUGGACCGACAGCCUUUGCCCACAAGAGGAUAACAGACUCCGCUCAGCUUUGCGGUGAUGGCCGUGAAAAGUGUACCUCUUACUUCACUGAGCCCGUGCAGUGGAUGGAGCCAGCGUUGCUCGGAGUAAUGGAGGGACAGCUUCUGUGUCCCAAAUGCACGUCGAAGCUGGGCUCCUUCAGCUGGCGGGGCGAGCAGUGUUCCUGUGGCCGCUGGGUGACGCCUGCUUUCCAGAUCCACAAAAGUCGUGUGGAUGAAGUGAGGUCGCUGCCAGUUGGUAACCUUCAAGCUGCCAAAACCUGA
This is a messenger RNA of Charadrius vociferus (killdeer), 468 nucleotides long. It is a transcript of the gene DUSP12, whose product is annotated as dual specificity phosphatase 12. Gene Ontology annotation, biological process: protein dephosphorylation. The record is from RefSeq and is a predicted model, not a curated record. Gene Ontology annotation, cellular component: nucleus. The annotation marks the transcript as partial. The transcript is spliced from 3 exons. Lineage: Eukaryota; Metazoa; Chordata; Aves; Charadriiformes; Charadriidae. Gene Ontology annotation, molecular function: protein tyrosine/serine/threonine phosphatase activity.